AUGAGCGCUCAGGGCCGCCACAAAGAGGCCCGUGGACUGUCGGCAACACGCCUCUCGAUCAAAUGCGACUUACGGAUUCCUACCUGCCUCAACUGUGAUAGAUCACGCCAGUACUAUUGCGAAGGCUAUCCCGACAAACAGACAGCCUUGUUUCAAUACAGUGACGGCCUGACACAACUUCCACAUGCCAGCUUCAAUGAUGUAUCCCUUGAUCAGCUGGUCGGGCCCGAGAUUACCUUCAACAUACCGCCCAGACCUGAGGCGGAUUACGAUAUCAGCAUCGAUGGACUGCCUAGUUCACAAUGGCCGGAUGUGUCUUUCCCACCAAAUUACGCAUCUGAGCAGACUGGUCUAGUCGAGGGCAACCCGGUCUGGACGCCUGGUAGCCUCUUUCAAGCACCUAUGACCACGGCCGAGUCGGACACGAUGGUCGAAUUUUUCGACGCAGCCACGUCCAAGAGGAUUGCAAUGGAGUAUGACCGCCCAACAAAUCUACGCCGAGGACCUAAUUUACAGUCCUUUCAUCCCCCAAGUCUUGCAUUCAGCCCUGAGCUAGACAAGUCGCUCUCUGUACAGAGUUCCAGGAUGGCACCUAGGAUAGCCUCGAGAGACACGAGAGUCUCUUCGCCCUUCGCCCAAGGAAAUGAUCCACGCAUCAUCGAGGACCUCCUGCAUCACUACAAGACUCACGUUUCUCAACUGAUGAUGCCUACUUCAGCCCCCAGUCAGAACCCGUAUCUUUGCGUAUAUCUGCCCAUGGCAUUGCAGAACCCUUCCGGAGACGCAAAGGAAAGUCUACUGAUGGCAAUCCUCGCGGUAGCAGCCUUUAACAAAGCUGAACUCAAGACCUCUGAGGCAAAACGAUACCGCACUUACGCGACGAACUUCGCGGAGAGAGCCGCCUCGAUUCUGCAGAGCUUUACUGGAGCGUCCCAACGGCAGGGUCCUGGAUCGUUAGAUGAAGCCGACAGAAAAGCGCUGCUAGCUGCUGUUGUGACUAUGAACACGGUCGAGAUCUUCAGCGGUGGGCAACACGGAAAAGGCUACGAAUGCCUUCUCUGGGGCAAGCGGAUAAUCAGCAUGACCGGCGGCCUGGAAUGUCGCACACACAUCUGGCUGGAAGCUCCUGAAUCCUUGCCUGAUGUGGCACCGAAUCCGUGGCUGACACCGACAACCACUCGGACAGGCGACGCUGCCCAUGAUUCGGACGAGCUCGCGGCUACAAUCAGCCCUAGCCCUGUAGGUCAGUACACACUCGACGUCUCCUUCGGUGUAGCGCGGAAGACGCUAGAAUGUCUCAACAAGACGAUCGAUCUCGCCAACCAGCGAGAGACGCACCAGGACCCCGAACACAAAUGGCGAUGGCCGGAUCAUACGCACAGCGCACUCCGGCAGCUCGAGUCAGAGAUCUUCGAUAUCAUUGGCGACCCCAAUGCGCUGGACGGCGAGGGCGCGUCGAACUUACUAGCGCAGGAGGGAAUCUCUGACUACAUCAACGAGGAGGUCAAAGAGAACCAUGUAUGGUCGUUCCACUACAGUGCGGCGCUGUUCUUUCGCAGGGCUAUUUGCGGCGGCAGUCCGUCUGUGGCUGCUAUGCUCGGCGACGACGAUUCCACAAGGGAGACUGCAGAUCGCCUUAGCGGGCAAGAGCUCGUUGCGAAGGCGCUGGAUCAUUUGGAGAAUAUUGAUGUCCUUUCCGGAGAUGCGGUUGUGGCAAACACACUGUGGCCGGCGUUCAUUGCGGCCGUCGAGGCAGUACAUACGCCGUUAAGACAUCGGGCGCUGAUAUGGUUUGUACGUGCCAAAAGGCAUGGGAUCGGAAACAUUACUAAGGCCAAGGCGUUGGCCAUGGAGAUCUGGCGCCAGGUCGAUAGGCAGUCGUGGGUGCGCGCGGAAAAGAACAAGCAUAACGGCGAAUUGAGCUGCGUGGACUGGAGAAAGGUCAUGCAGGAGAAAGGGAUGUAUAUUAUGCUAACAUAG
This is a messenger RNA of Cyphellophora attinorum, 1980 nucleotides long. RefSeq lists its product as uncharacterized. Gene Ontology annotation, molecular function: DNA-binding transcription factor activity, RNA polymerase II-specific; zinc ion binding; transcription cis-regulatory region binding. The transcript has 5 exons. Lineage: Eukaryota; Fungi; Ascomycota; Eurotiomycetes; Chaetothyriales; Cyphellophoraceae. The record is from RefSeq and is a predicted model, not a curated record. Bases 1 to 1980 code for a protein of 659 amino acids. Gene Ontology annotation, biological process: positive regulation of transcription by RNA polymerase II. Gene Ontology annotation, cellular component: nucleus.